AUGUGGAGACUGACAAGGAGAGUUAGUGCUAAUAUUCGUAUUUCCAAUCGGCUUCUGUCUGUGUCCAGCAAUUCAAUUGUAACACCUUUUGCUUUUCGUCUUUACUGCUCCAGUCCAGAAGACAAGUAUAGGGAGAGGCUAUUAGAGGAAGCUGAGAAACUAGGUUUCAAUAGCAUAAAAGAGUUGAAGGAUUCCUUGGAAAAGGAUAUAGAAUCUAAGAAGCGCGAAUUCAAUAAGGUCGACCCCUUGAUCGAACUGGAAGACUAUCAGCAAAGAAACCAAAUGGCGAAUAAUAAUUCGAAGAAUAUGAUGACAAAACCAAGAAGUCCUCUUGAACCGAAUUCCCCUAAGGUUCCAUUUAAGACUCUAAACUCCUUUCUCGACGUAGCAAAGCUUAAUGACCUGUCCAAGCAGGAAGUUGAGUUUCUUUGGAGGGCAAGGUGGGCGCAGAAUGAUCAUGCAUUAUGUGCUGUAGUCCCUGUCGCCAUCUAUGAUAAGAUAAUGGCAAAUGCCAGGAACAACCCCAUCUUCGUUCUUCCGCUGCCUAGGCAAGCUCAAUCUGAAGACGCAAAGCCAAGUGAACACCAGGGAAUGGAACUACACUAUAUCCAGUGGCAGUUUGUUGGACCCCAGACAACACAUUGUAUGAUGACAUCUUUGGCGGAGUACAAAUUACAUCAGGAAUUUGCAAGACCCCAUACAACUUUCCAGUUUCAUUCUGACUUGGUCAAGGACAAGAGAAUUGUUUGCAUGAAUGGCCAAGUUGAACCGGAUACGAACAUCAGUGUACAGGAUGCACAGUUGCUGCUGCUGAACGUUCAAAGGUUUUACGGUGCUAUGGGAGAAGAAACUCCUGCUGCCAAACAGAGAGUUCAGUUGUUACGGGAUUUUUCCAAAGGCUCUCCUCAGUUCUCUGUCGAGAAAUUGAUCUCGCUAUCCCAGUCCAUGGAAAACUAA
Saccharomyces kudriavzevii IFO 1802 is the source of this 957-nucleotide messenger RNA. It is a transcript of the gene ATP11, whose product is annotated as Atp11p. The coding region runs from base 1 to 957 and encodes 318 amino acids. Gene Ontology annotation, cellular component: mitochondrion. Gene Ontology annotation, biological process: mitochondrial proton-transporting ATP synthase complex assembly. Lineage: Eukaryota; Fungi; Ascomycota; Saccharomycetes; Saccharomycetales; Saccharomycetaceae. The record is from RefSeq and is a predicted model, not a curated record. The transcript has a single exon.